AUGCCGGCAAAGAAGCGCCCCGCCGCUGGGCCGCCGGAGGACCGCUUCAAAGGGAGUUUCCUGGAGCUUCAGUUGCUGGAAGCCUUUUCUUGUGCAGGAGCGGCCAGGUCAGCUUGCAGCUGGAAGCGCAAGCGAGCAGAUUCGCCAGCACAUCUCGCAGAGAGGAGCGACGGCCAAGAGCCAGGAAGCCAUGGCUUGAUGGACGGCCAGAGUCGUUCCGUCCCGCCUGUCGGGCACGGUGCAGGCGGGCGAAGCUUGAGCAUCCACGGUCUCGGAGGUCACGCCUUCCAGCUGUACGUCGGCUCUGCGGCAAUGGGCUGGGAAGUGGUGAGAGACAUAGCAGCCAGACUUGGCCGCCCCGCAGGGUCCCUCCUGCUAACUUCCGGCGGAAGCAUGCUCGACCUGCAUCAGGCCCUCCUGCAGCAGGUGGCAGACGACGACGUGACCUACGUUGCUCGGAGCUUUGGCGCGGGUUGCGCCGUAUCGAGCUUUCAGAAAGCACUGGUGGGGAAGCCCUUGAACGAGGCAGAUGCCUGUGCCUUCGACGAGGUGUCCGAAACGGGACUGCAGCAGAGCGCGUGUUCUUGCGGAUCAUGGUGUCAUGGUGCCGAAGAGCUUCACAAGCCCAUCCGGGCCGGCGCAGCACGCGAGCGCGGUCAAGACAUUUUCGCCGAGGAGGCAGUGGCAUAUUACAGAAGUCGCACCCUCUUUACCUGGUUCGUGUUUUUCCUGAUGGGAUUGUCCGGAGCUGUGUUCGGGGAUGUAUCACAUCUCGUCAGACGUCACUAUGUGGAGCCUUGCCUGCCUCGUGCGAGAGUGAGCGACGAAACCUCGCGGCGGUGA
Symbiodinium natans is the source of this 843-nucleotide messenger RNA. The record is from the annotation of a GenBank genome assembly. Lineage: Eukaryota; Dinophyceae; Suessiales; Symbiodiniaceae.